AUGGCAAGCAAUAUAUCCAUCUCGCCUUUCAUUUUCCAACGAUGCUUUCAGCAAGCGUGGUCCGGCUCGCGACGAGCUCGCGUCAAUUACGGAAACGCCAAGUAUGGGAACAAAUCAGACGAUGACGUUUUGCAACUUCCGCGAAGGUUCGGAAUCGCCGUGAGUGGCGGUGCCGAUUCUAUGGCAUUGGCAUAUCUAUGCAAGCAGCUGGAACGUUCACCUGAAAUUUCCGGGGCCAUCUCCGUCACUGCAUUUGUAGUUGAUCAUCGCGCUCGUCCAGAAAGCACUAUUGAGGCUCAGAGGGUCGCUGGUUGGCUUCGUGAUAUGGACAUCAAAACUCAGAUUCUCAAGCUGGACUGGUCUGAGUUGGCGUCUGGUCAAAAUAAGUCAUCAGCAGAUUUGUCAAAGCUAUCUGCAUUUGAAACUCAUGCCCGGCGACUCCGUUUUCAAGCCCUCGGCUUGGCUUGCCAUGAUUUCAAAUUAGAAACACUUCUUCUGGGCCACCAUCAAGAUGACAACAUUGAAACAACCAUCUGGCGAUUGUCUUCCGGGGCAAGAGGGCUAGGCCUCGGUGGUAUUCCCGAAGUUGCUCGAAUCCCAGAGUGCCAUGGACUCUUCGGGGCGUCUGAGAGCUGGUCAACUACUUCGAUACCAAUCAAACCAGAUAAUAUGCCUCAAGCCCGAGUCCGGUUCAAUGAUCGCAACCACGGGUUAAUCACACUCUCUCGUCCAGGUGUCGAACUUGAGGGCUCAAAUGAAAUAAGCUGUGAACGCACGUCUUCUGUGAAGGUCGCAAGUCCAGGAAUUUUCAUUUGUCGACCUUUACUACAAUUUACCAAAGCGAGUCUCUUGGCAACUUGCCACAAAAAUAAUGUCCCCUAUGUCUCCGAUCCAACAAACUUCGAUCCAACCCUCACCCCUCGGAAUGCCAUACGCAGCUUCCGCACUUCAAAAUCUCUACCGCACGCGCUGGAAUCGCAAUCAAUCCUAUCACUAAUCAGGUCAAGCCAGGAUCUUCUUCACAGGUCAACUGAACUCUCCGACUCUCUUCUUUCCUCCCAAUGCCGAAUCCUGGACUUCAACCCUAGAGCCGGUUCGGCUGUGAUUCAAUUCCUAGACCCAAGUCCUGCAUCGAUGGAUCCGCAACUCGCAACUCUAUCAGCCCACCAAACCAGGCAGAUCCAAACCGUUGUCCUCCGCCGCAUCACAGAACUGGUCUCGCCAUACCCUGACAGUCAUUUCCCGCUCCGCAGCUAUGAGCCCUUUGUAUCCAAUAUGUUUUCCGAUGCAGAAGAUGACAGUGGCGCAAAAGCGGCAAGUGCUCCUAAUGAGGCACCUCGCCCCAGGCAAUCCUUCACUUUGGCGGGUGUCAUGUUCCAACGUCUCGCGAACCAAACUGCCGUGUCCGUCUCUGGCAACGAAGUCAAAGCCACAAGGGCUGGUGGUGACAAUAUUUGGGUGCUCUCUCGACAGCCCUUCAUGAAAGAUAGGGACCCAGUGACAAAGAUGAACGUCUCGCCUACGGGAAACUUCACCCCGUGGUUUCUAUGGGAUAACCGCUUCUGGAUGCGAAUGCGUCUCGUCCCGAAUGAGCCAGACCGAGACCCUAACGAACUCGGAGCGAAGCUAUCCCAAGUACCCGUCACAAUACGUCCUUUCCACAAACUGGACAUAGAGAGGGUACGCAGAGAUACUGUUAAUUCAAGGCCACAGGGAGAAAAGAAGAACUCUGUGGUUGAGCGGCAGAUACCCGGGACUUUUGAGAACUUGAAAGCCUUUUUAUCUGCCGAGGCACCUUCUCAGAUACGAUUCACACUGCCGGUAGUGGCAAGAGAAGGCAUCAAUUCUAAACCUGGGAAACCCUUGGAUCAGAAAGUCAGGCAGCAACUGGCAUUGCCUACUUUGGACUAUCGUCUGUCUGCCCACUCUGCUGAAUAUACGUCUCAAAGCGAGGUAGAACUCGUACAUCUACGCUGGCGAUGGAAGCUCAAGUGGCAGUGGAUGUACAAAAUGAUUGACACUGAGGCACUGCGCCUGAUGGGCUGGCCUGUUGAUAGAGAUACCGAGCACGCUUAG
Messenger RNA from Penicillium brevicompactum, 2076 nucleotides. RefSeq names its product tRNA lysidine(34) synthetase. The record is from RefSeq and is a predicted model, not a curated record. Bases 1 to 2076 code for a protein of 691 amino acids. The transcript is spliced from 3 exons. Lineage: Eukaryota; Fungi; Ascomycota; Eurotiomycetes; Eurotiales; Aspergillaceae. Gene Ontology annotation, biological process: tRNA processing. Gene Ontology annotation, molecular function: ATP binding; ligase activity, forming carbon-nitrogen bonds.